Cetraspora pellucida is the source of this 608-nucleotide messenger RNA. The record is from the annotation of a GenBank genome assembly. Lineage: Eukaryota; Fungi; Glomeromycota; Glomeromycetes; Diversisporales; Gigasporaceae.
AUGACUGCACCUUGGUUAUUAAUCGAUAUUGGUGCUGCGAAUUCUUCGCGUUUUGAAUUUCCUGGGCUUGCUGGAGAAGUUGCACCUGGUAUAGUUGAAGGCGGACUUGGAGUUGGAUUCGGCGCUAAUAAAGUUCCUCAUCGAAGAGUCAUUACAUGUAAUCCUGAAAUAAGCAGUAUACCUAAAAGAGAUGAUAUAGAAGCAUUAACAAAAGAAGAUAACUUUGAAUCCCUCUUAGAUGAUGGCGAUGAAAAUAAUAAUUUCUUUGAUUACUAUAAAGAAGAAAAAGACUUAGAUGAAAUAGAGAAUUACUAUACAGACAAAGCUAAAGUGGAUGAAAUAAUUCUUGAAUCAUACAAGAAUAUUGACAACCCUGCAAUCUAUCUAACUAAUAUUGAAGAAAUUCCAACCCCAGAUGACCACCCUCAUCCUGAAUCAACUCUGAAGAAUGAAAUUGAACAAUUAAUCCAAACAGAUACUCUAAAUCAAGAACAAAAGAAAGAGGCCAUACUUAUUCUAAAAAAAUAUAGUAGACUAUUUACAACCAGGUUGGACCAGUUAGAAUAUACUGCUGAUAUUCAGCAUAAGAUUAAUACUAAGGAAGCAAA